Centruroides sculpturatus (bark scorpion) is the source of this 4050-nucleotide messenger RNA. Its product is annotated as dystroglycan-like. The coding region runs from base 261 to 3617 and encodes 1118 amino acids. Lineage: Eukaryota; Metazoa; Arthropoda; Arachnida; Scorpiones; Buthidae. The transcript has 4 exons. Gene Ontology annotation, cellular component: dystroglycan complex; sarcolemma; dystrophin-associated glycoprotein complex. The record is from RefSeq and is a predicted model, not a curated record. Gene Ontology annotation, biological process: nerve development; axon guidance; muscle attachment. Gene Ontology annotation, molecular function: calcium ion binding; laminin binding.
CGCCUUCAUCCCAUCCAAGAUGGCGAUAUGAUAUAGCGGACGGGAUCGUUUGCAAUAUCAUAAAAAGGAUCAACGGUGGAUAUAGUAAAGGAGUCGUUUCGAAUGCUAAUAGAAAAAGAAAAAUGACUUCUUCAUAUCAGUUAGUGAAGCCUACAAUCACUUCAUCAAAAUUAGUAUUAAAUAAUCUUUUAUUAGGCUUUUAUCUUUAAAUUUAAUAACUGCACAUAAUUGCUGAAUAUAAUCAUUUUAGAAAUGUGAUCAUGGCUUCUAGCAAAGAUCAGUCAGAAAAUACUAUGUCAGAAACAUUAAGGAUAUGGAAUGCAAUAAAAUUAUUUCAGCUAAUUUUAGGCAUAAUACUUUAUACCAGCAUAUCAGGAAAAGUUCUUUCACAAGAUCUUCAAAUGAUAGAAAAAUUGUCUGGACAGGAUGUUAAAAGGUUUUGGGGAGUUCCAGACACAGUUGCUGCAGUUGGUCGAAUAUUCAAAUGUUCAAUUCCACUUGAUUCCUUUUCAGGACAGAUAGAACAUUUUGAGGUUUCUAAAGCUGGUGAGGAUCGUCUUCCUCUCUGGUUGAAUUUUGAUCCAGUAAAUAACACAUUUUAUGGAGUGCCAACUGAACAAGAUUUAGGACAGCAUUAUAUUAGUGUUAAAGCCUAUGGUAACAUCUAUAAUUCAAGCAUUCACUCUAUAGCAGCCAAAGAUGUAUUUUCUAUUGAAGUUUUGGAUGAACCAAUUGAAAUGCUAUCUCAGUCUAAUGUGGAAAUAUUGAAAUGUCCAACAGGACAAUCUCCAACAAUAGCUGCAAUAGCAUUUGAUGCUAAUAUUGAAGACCUUAGUCCCACAAAAAGAAUUAAUCUCUUGACAAAAAUGAGUGUUUUAAUAAAAUUUCCAGUAGAUGCAUUGAAAUUAAUCUCUGUAGGUCCAGAUGAUCAAGUUUUUGAUGAAUCUGCAAUAAUGGCUGGAGCUGGAAAUGUAAAAAUUCGUCAACAUACAGGUGUUAUUGUACAAUGGCAAGUUGGCUGUUCUGGUAAUAUAAAUCAUGAUCAAUUAGUAUAUUUAUCAGAUAUAGAAAAAACUGCAAAAAACGGAUCAUUAUCAGAUAUUUUCAAUCUUCCUAUCAUUGGAUGGCAUGUUUCUACACUUCAUCCACAUUUUUCAAGAGAAAAGCGGCAAUUAUGGUAUACCCAUGCUACUCCUGUUCUUGGAAUCUUACCCACACAGUUAACACAUAUUACAGAAAAAAUUGAAACAGAACCAACUGAAGAAUCCAUUAUUCCAGAAACCCGCAUUAUUCCAACAAUGGCAUCUCCAAUUUUUUCUUCUAAUACCCACCAUCACCGUCACCAUCACAGUGAUCGAAAUAGAGGAUAUAAUAGAGAAAAAGAUAUUUUACCCACCUCAGUUGUAUCUACUGUUCAUUUUCAACACAUUUCUGCAAGUCCAGUUGCUAUUGCAACACCUUUAUUUGUCCCUGAAAAACCAACAAAAUAUAUUGCCGUGUCUUCUGUUGAUCCAUAUGGAAGAAAUUAUCCAAAUGAAUUUACUCCUAUUGAUACUUUAAUGUCUUCUAUGACAGUACCUAUAAAUAAAAUAACUGAAACUGAAAUUUUGCCAUCCCGUACGUAUAUUAUAACAACUGAUCUGUUAACUUCAGAAAUAAAGCCUACUAAAACUGAAAUGACUACAGAUUCAACAAAACGUCCACCUUCUAUACCAAAUUUUAAACCAACAAUAAACAGCCGGAUGAGAAAAUUAUCUAUGGUUGCUGGUAAGGUAUGGUCUUACAGAAUACCAAGAGAUACGUUUACAGAUAUGGAAGAUGGAGACACUCGCAAUUUGAAAUUAAUUUUUAUGACUGCAGAACAUACUGCAAUUCCAUCCUCUUCUUGGAUUCAAUUUGAUCCAGAAAAACAAAUGUUAUAUGCACUUCCUUUGGAAGAGAAUAUUGGAAAAUAUGAAUUUAUAUUAGAAGCAAUGGAUAGUGAAGGAGCUUCAACUUUUGAUAAAUUAGAAAUACAUGUUUGGCAACAUCAGUCUGCUCGAGCCGUCAAUCAUGAGUUUUCAAUGACACUAAAAUUUAAUAAAUGGGAAUUUCCAAUAGCUGUAGAUUGGCAGAUUGAAGUAGUCAGAAGAUUAGCUAGCUUUUAUAAAGAUAAAAAUGAAUCAUUUAUCACAGUUCAGGUUGUUAACACAGAUCCUUUUAUGAUUACAUGGACAAAUGAUUCACUUCCUGCAUAUCCUUGUCCCAGAGAACAAAUUUCUCAGCUUAUGAGUAAAUUAUUUUCUGGUGGAAAUGGAGAGGUAUCUAGACAUCUGAAAAAAUCCAUGGGACCAGAAUUUAGAGUUCAAAACACAACUGUCAACUUUUUAGGUGUGUGUCAGACUCCUGCUUCAACUACAUCUUCAACUCACACAAAUUUUGGACCAAUGUUACGUAAUGCAAUAGAACAAAUAAAUACCACAGUUGGUGAAAUACUUCGGUUUAAAGUUCCUGAUGAUACUUUUUAUGAUUUUGAAGAUGGUAGUACUAGAUAUUUAUCUUUAACUUUCCUCAGGAUAGAUAAUAAGCAGCCACCAAAAUCAUCUUGGGUUCAGUUCAAUCCAAAAUCACAAGAACUGUAUGGUCUUCCAUUUGAAAGCAAUGCUGGAAGACAUGAAUUUCAAAUGGUUGCUGUAGACAGUGACGGAUUACAAGUAAAUGAUGCAUUUGUUAUCAUAGUUCAUCCAAGGCAAUCAAAGAAAAGAAGUGUAGAGUUUAGUUUGCAUUUAGAUUUAUCUUAUGAUGAAUUUAGUCGAGAUAUAGCUAAAAAAGUGUUAGUUGCAUGGAAACUGGCUAAAUUAUAUGGUGAUCCUGAUCCCAGAUAUAUUACUGUUAGCUCUAUAAGUAAAGGUUCUGUUGUGUAUGCUUGGACUAAUAAUACUUUACCUCAUGAUCCUUGUCCAAAAGAAAAAAUUAGUCAACUAGUUAAAUAUUUAUUUAAUGAAAAUGGUACUAUAUCUUCUCGACUUACAGAAGCACUACAACCUGAAUUUAAAAUUAUUAAAGCAGAUGCAAUGCCCCUAGGUAUUUGUCUAGAUAAAGUAACACCAACUUCUGUGACAGUCACUCCACCACCCUCUACUGAAGAAUCUCCUCCCAUAGCUUCAGCUGAUGAUGAUAUUUAUAUUACUACCAUCAUACCAGCAGUUGUAAUUGCUGUAAUGUUGAUUGUUGCUACAAUGAUUGCUUGUUUCCUGUAUCGAAAGAAGAGGAAAGGUAAGAUAACAACACAAGAUAAUAGCACAUUUAUUAGUAAAGGAAUUCCAAUAAUAUUUGCUGAUGAAUUAGAAGAAAAACCUGAUCCUGCAAAAGCUCCCAUAAUUAUGAAAGAUGAGAAGCCACCAUUAUUAGCACCAGAAUAUCUUCGCUCAUCCAUUAGUAGUAGAGAUUCAACACCACAAAUGGAAAGACAUGAACCUAGUCACAUGCAAGAUACAAAUGCUGAUCUCCACCCUGAUCCAAAUUCAUCACCACCAUAUCAACCUCCUCCUCCAUUUACUGCAAAUCGUGACAAUAAAAAUUCUAGACCAAAAGCUACACCAACAUAUAGACAACCUCCACCAUAUGUGCCUCCUUAAGUGUUCUUGUCAGGGCAGUGGGUGCCUUUAUUAUUUUUAUGUUUAUAAUCUCAAGUGCUUUCCUUUGAAUUUAAUUUACAGUGAUAUUAUUUCAUAUUAUAAUGUUUGCCAAAAAUAUUAUUAUCUACAUUCUUUUUAUUUUAUAUAUUUUACCAAGAUGAUAUAUAAUGCUUUCCAGACAAGGUACUAUCAUCUUACCACCAAUAUUAUUUAUCACUGCCAAUAUUCAUUUAUUAAGUCAUAUUUAUAUUAUUUAUCUUUUAUGUUGUAAUUAUACAGAUGUGUGUGUGAUUUUUAUACAUAUAUUUUAUUAAUUUUUAAUGUUUUAAGAUAAACUUAUUUUAUAUUAUUUUUUGAUUUUAUAAUUUUUAUUCUUAUUCUUUUACUAUAAUUUUAUUGUUUUUGGUAAGUUCGUGUACAUUGUCUUGUCCCA